Ornithodoros turicata is the source of this 2368-nucleotide messenger RNA. Its product is annotated as proton channel OtopLc-like. The transcript has 4 exons. Gene Ontology annotation, molecular function: proton channel activity. Gene Ontology annotation, cellular component: membrane. Gene Ontology annotation, biological process: proton transmembrane transport. The record is from RefSeq and is a predicted model, not a curated record. Bases 284 to 2038 code for a protein of 584 amino acids. NCBI's taxonomy places the organism in Eukaryota, Metazoa, Arthropoda, Arachnida, Ixodida, Argasidae.
GUGCAGUUGGGUUUGGGGGUGAAUCCGCUAACAAUGGAUAAUGGAAAGACACGGAGAUGGACUUAUAUUUUAUCGGGUAUUUCUCUAAAGAUUGGUAGCUUCCCACAAGAACCCGGCUCAGUGCAAACCUUCUUGUUUUCCCUUCUUGCACGCAAUCUAAAGGGGAUGUUGUCCUUGGAUUUUACAUACCAAAGAUAAUUGUCGAUCAUUUGCGACAGUCGACCACCCGAAGGACGAAAGGAAACGUGUUGACAGGCACGCCGCGCAUUUCAUGCCAGAUUGAAUGACAGUCGCCCGCAGUAACGCAGAUGACGAGGAUGGUACCGACAGACAACGACGUGGUGAAACCCGACGAGCCCGUCAAAUCCAUCCGAUGGAGUGCCUCCGUCGUGGACAAACAAGACGAGGAGCUGGCAUCGAAACCAAGGUUCCUAACGUCAUAGCCAUUGUGUCUUUUGAUCGAAAGCCUCUGUUUUUGCAGGCGUUACUUGAGUCUUAUGCUGAGCAGCAUCUAUGGCGUCUUCAUCUUCACUAUGGGCGCCACCUUCUGUGCGGCCGAUCGUGCCCUGGACAAUUUUCAUGUCUCCGAGGUAACCGGUAUACGUUUCCCUGGUAUGUGAGCAAUAAGUGGGUAACUCGCUUGCAGAUAUUCAGCAUUCUUGUAGCAGCUGCUGGAGUGCUGUGGCUGGCGAUCCUGCAUGUGGAUGUAUUGUGGCACAAGCACUCGGCCAGUCGGAGGGUGAGACCUUCGCAGAGUGGAUUGUACGCUCACAGCACUGCCAGCGUAUUUCGCAUGCAAGCCAAGAAGACGUCGGCACCCAGGCUGUGGUUCCUCAUCGGCAGACACAGCGGAAGUUUCUACCUGAAAGGCGGCAUGGUCGUGUUCUGCUUCUGCCAUCUUGUCAACGAAGGCCUCAUUCUUCAGGAUACCGUCAACAACAUGAGGAUUGAGGGACAGACCGUCAGAGACACUCUCAAGAUCGCCUUUCACGUCCUUAGACCCAUUUAUUCAUUCUACCAGCUCUUCAUCGCAUUCAAGUACUCCAACAUCGUCAUCAACCACGCCUUCACUGCUUCACGGUUUGGUAUGAUGCACUUAAUAGGCACAUGUCUUUACUUCUGGUUCAGCAGUAUCGUCCAGGAAUAUCACCACAGCACCCAUGGUGACUACAAACAUGGCAAUCGCACCAUACUGGAUUUCACAUCCGUCACCCUGUAUCUUCAGCCGUUCACCAUCGAGUAUCAAAUCAUCCUAGCCGGUGUGUGGUACAUUGUAUGGCAGAACAUUGGUACCGACCCUCCUGGCCAGACGCGCAGGCAAUCAGAAGGAGGUGAAGCAAAAUACCACAGCAACCUAGUAGUGAGCGCAGAUUGCCACGCAGCCAACAAGGGUCUCUUUGCGGGUAUCUUCCUUCUAUUGUGUGCCAUCGUGUCACUGGUCAUUGAGCAGGUGGCCUUCAGCAGCCCAGCCUACCACAGCGUGGAGACUAUAAUCUUUCUUGCUCAGAACACGGCCCUCGUUGUAAUUGCCUUGCUUGCUGUUGUCUGGGGCUACAAGCAGAUAUCCACACUAGACUUGAAUACCCAUCCCAUCACGCUGUUAGACGACGUCUUGCUCUAUGUUCCCCUGCCUUUCUACUUUGUAUACUACAUCGUCACCAUCAUUGCAGAUAUGUGGUACGAGAGUUACACCUUGCUAACCAGUCACGUGGUGACGGUCAUUCAGGUGGUCCUGCAGACGCUCUUUUUAAGCGACGGCCUCAGACGGUGCAGUAACUCCCGCAGACAGAAGUUCACGAAACCUGGUCGAGAGACGGUUACCUUCCUAAUUGUCUGCAAUAUCGCCAUCUGGGUGACAAAUACGUUCCAGACAGAGAAGCCUCAUCUCAAUAACUAUAUGCGUAUGUGCUUCGGGGAAAGUGCAUGGGUGAUGGUCAAGCACUCAACACUUCCCCUCAUGCUCUUCUACAGAUUCCACUCUUCUGUUUGCUUGGCAGAUAUCUGGAAAUCUGCCUAUGAGAGUGACAUUGCUCUGUAAUGAUGACCCGUUUUUAUUACCAAAUAUUAUUAGAUGGCUUUCAUUCACACCAGUUGGUUUGUGUGUAAAAGACCCUUCUUUUUAUGUAUAAUACUACUGCCUAUCACAGAUCACUCAUGGGCACUCUGUUUUGGGGCCAAAAAUCAUACAUGAGCAACAUUUUGCCCACAUUUUAACAAGAAUCUGCACCUACCCAUAUGAAGAACGUUUUCCUCAAAAUGAAAUGUUGCAACCAUUACAUAAAUGUUUAAACACAUCAUAGUGAAUGUGAAAAUAUAAUAAGAGACUACCAUCUGCGUAACUUAAAUAAUAAAAUGUGGCAAUAUAUUA